Messenger RNA from Pieris macdunnoughi, 1488 nucleotides. NCBI's taxonomy places the organism in Eukaryota, Metazoa, Arthropoda, Insecta, Lepidoptera, Pieridae. The record is from the annotation of a GenBank genome assembly.
AUGGCGAAUCAGUCCCAGAAAACUGUAUACAAGCUAGUGCUGACCGGAGGGCCUUGCGGCGGAAAAACCACCGGCCAGUCACGUCUUAGUACUUUCUUCGAAAACUUGGGAUGGAAGGUGUUCCGGGUGCCGGAAACGGCUACCGUCCUCUUAAGUGGUGGUGUGAAGUUUGUAGAUCUCAGCCCGGAGGAAGCUAACAAAUUCCAAGAGAAUUUGUUGAAGACCAUGAUACAAAUUGAGAACACCUUCUUUGAGUUGGGCAGGACGUGCCAGCGUAACUGUCUGAUUAUAUGCGAUCGAGGAGCCAUGGACGCUAGUGCAUUUAUUUCCAAAGAAAAAUGGGAGGCUAUGUUAAGUGCUAAUAACUGGAACUGUGUGGAACUGCGCGACAACCGAUAUAACCAUAUUGUUCAUAUGGUAUCGGCAGCAAACGGUGCGGAAGACUUCUAUUCAACUGAGGAACACGCAUGUCGGUCCGAAGGCGUAGAGUUGGCCAGAGAACUGGAUUACAACGCGGCUGCAUCGUGGGUUGGACAUCCCUAUUUCGACGUUAUCGAUAACUCCACAGACUUCGACAAGAAGAUGAAUCGUCUGAUCGCUUGCGUCUGCCAACGUAUAGGCAUAGACACCGGUGACAGACUCAACGUCAACGCCAAGAAGCGGAAGUUCCUUGUCAAAUGCCCACUACCUGUGGAUGCAGAGUUCCCGAAAUUUCAGGACUUCGACGUGGAACACAACUACUUACAGAGCGACUUCCGUAAAGCUCAGGUGCGGUUAAGGAAGCGCGGGCAAAAGGGCCACUGGUCUUAUAUCCACACUAUGAGGAAAUUCCACCAGAAUGGCCAGUCGGUGGAAGUGAGGACUCAGCUAACCCACAGAGAUUACCUGAAUAUGCUUCCGCAACGGGAUGACGCGCACUUCACGAUAUUCAAGAAACGCCGCUGCUUUAUCUACAACAACCAGUAUUACCAACUGGAUAUGUACAGACAACCCACGCAUCCAAGAUGUCGCGGAAUGGUUCUGCUAGAAACGUAUAGCGCUGCGUACGAUCAAGACGCUCUUUUGGCAACUUUGCCUAAGUUUUUGACUAUUGAGAAGGAGGUUACGGGUGACCCAGCAUACUCUAUGUAUAAUUUGUCAUUAAAGGAAGAUUGGAAAACAUCAAAAAGGUACUACGCCGGGUCUGGCGCAAACGGACAAGCUAGAAGAAAAGAGAAACUAAAUGGACAUGCUGAUAAACUUCACGAUGGCGACACUAAAAUGAAUAGUCAUGGAAAAAUAAGUGGAUGUGAAGAAAAAAUAAAUGGGCAUUCUGAUCAUAAAUUAAAUGGUCACAGCAAAAUGAAUGGGCACGGACCUUUUAAAAUAAGUGGACAUGGACCGAUCAAUGGAAUUUCAAGUCUCCAUGAUAGUGAUAUGGAGCAUCUCAAGACAAACACUAUUCAUGUAUCGUCACCAAAGAUGAAAAAAGUUGCUAUUAAGACAUAA